AUGUCGGCAGAUCACUCUAGAGACCCUUGCCCCGUUGUUAUUUUGAGCGACUUCGGUGGUGCGUUCGCCAUGGGUGUCAUUGGUGGUUGUGUAUGGCAUGGUAUCAAGGGUUUCAGAAACUCACCAAUGGGCGAACGUCAUUUGGGUGCCGUAAGCGCUAUCAAGGCCAGGGCUCCCGUGGUAGGAGGUAAUUUUGGGGUGUGGGGUGGUUUGUUUUCCACGUUUGACUGCGCUGUGAAGGCCGUCCGCAAGAGAGAAGAUCCAUGGAACGCCAUCAUCGCAGGUCUUUUUACAGGUGGUUCCUUGGCUAUCAGAGGUGGCUGGAGACACACUAGAAACAGUGCCAUCAUGUGUGGAUGUCUCCUAGGUGUUAUGGAAGGUGUCGGUUUGAUGUUCCAAAGAUACGCCGCAUGGCAAGCGAAGCCUAUGGCACCUCCUCUGCCCGAACCUCAGCAAGCGCAACCUCUAGGUGCUUGA
Lachancea dasiensis is the source of this 477-nucleotide messenger RNA. Lineage: Eukaryota; Fungi; Ascomycota; Saccharomycetes; Saccharomycetales; Saccharomycetaceae. The record is from the annotation of a GenBank genome assembly.